Molecule: messenger RNA, 711 nt
Organism: Brenthis ino (lesser marbled fritillary)
Lineage: Eukaryota; Metazoa; Arthropoda; Insecta; Lepidoptera; Nymphalidae
Source: the annotation of a GenBank genome assembly
AUGGAGGUUUCAUGGGAUGCAGAUAACUUCGAACCGAAACUUCCGACCACGUUGACAUCUUCCAAUAGAUGGGAGGGCGAGGACGAGGAAGAAGCUGUGAAGGACAGCUGGGAAGACGAAGAAGAAGAAAAGAAAGAUGAAGAGAAAAAGGAAGUUGCCCCUCCACAACCGAAGCCUAAAAAGAAAAUACAAGAUAAAAUUGCUGAAAAAGAGCGAUUAGAGCGUGAAAAGGCAGAAUGUAUAGAGAAGGAAGAAGAGAUGACGCCAGAAGAGAAACUCGCUGAGAAACUGCGUCGACAAAAGUUGCAAGAAGAGUCUGAUCUUCGGCUUGCUUUGGAGACUUUUGGUAUAUCUGAAGGGGGCAGUGGCAAGCUAGACAGUUUUAAUCCAACGAAUAAGGCAGAGUUCAUAGAGUUUGCCGAUCUUCUCUGCAAAAAGAUCAACAUAUAUAAAGGAAAGGAGGAUUUUCCUGGCUUUGUUGAUGAUCUCGUGAAAAAUAUUGUAGUACAAAUGGCUUCUGCUGACAUUAAGAGGAUAAAAAUGACCGUUGAUAAUCUAUACAUUGAAAAACAAAAGGCGGAGAAGAAUGAAAAGUCAAAGAAACCCAACAAAGGCAAGGGCAAAGCGAAAUUAAAAGUGGAGGGUGACAAUGCUCACCUCAACCAAUACGACUCGUACGGUAAUUUUGAUGAUGACUACGAUGACUUUAUG